AUGAGUUCUUUUCGUCACCGGGCCGCACGGCUCAGCGAAAAGCUCGAAGUGCCGGUAGACGAGAACUUGGACGGCAAGAGGGCCACCGCAUGGAACAAUCGUGAUCUUGCCCCUCUUCCUCCAAAUAGGCGAACGUGGACAGUAUGGGGAUUCUUGGGAUUCUGGGCCGUCAUCCAACUGAACACAGUAGGGUGGCAGACAGCAAGCUCAUUGAUCUCGCUCGGGUUGAGUGUGUGGGAGGCCAUGGUUGUGACGAUUAUCGCCAAGUUUCUCAUUGCUGCAGUGGCGAUUACGAAUGGCUGGUGGGGGGCAGUCUGGCAUGUCGGGUUCUCUGUGGGAAACCGUGCUGUUUGGGGGCUGAGGGGCUCAUAUCUUGCUCUCGCACAAAGAAUCAUGCUCUGUCUGGUCUGGUAUGGCGUCCAAGCCUGGAUUGGUGGCCAGAUGGUAGGCGUUAUGCUCUACAGCAUCUUCUCCGGCUACAGACACAUCCCCAACACCUUCCCGGCCAGCGCGAACAUGACAACUCAGCAGUUUGUUGGCUUCAUCGUCUUCCUCUGCUUCCAGUUCCCCUGCCUUCUGAUCCCCCCUGAGAAGACCGCGAUCUUGUUCCGGUACGCCAACAUUAUCACCGCUGUUACCAUGUUCUCGGUCACGGUAUGGGCUUUGUCGGAAGCCCAUGGCGGCGGGCCAUUGCUCACCGCUAACAGCACGCUCACCACGACCAGCGAGAGAGCGUGGGCUAUUAUCCGCGGCAUCACAACCGUUAUUGGGUCCAUCGCAGUGUCGCUGACGAACCAAAGCGAUUUCAACCGGUUCGCAAAGACCCCUGGCGCACAAAUUCCUGGCCAGAUUUACUCCACAGUCAUCAUCGGUGCGCUUGUGACCCUCAUGGGUACCCUGACGACCUCUGCGGCACAAAAAAUCUAUGGGGAGGUGCUCUGGUCGCCCGCAGAACUCGCCAUUCGCUGGAUGGAGGACGGAUAUACCGCAAAGUCCCGAGCAGGAGCCUUCUUUGCCGGCUUUGGCUUCUUCAUCUCUCAACUUAGUAUCAACACAGUCGACAAUGCCUGGCCAGGUGGCUUCGACCUUGCGGCACUCUUCCCUCGUUGGAUCAAUAUCCGCCGGGGUGCUGUCAUCACGUUCGUGCUCGGUAUCGUGAUCAAUCCGUGGCAAUUGGCUGACACCGCUAACACCUUCAUCAACGUGCUGGACGGAUAUUCAGUCUUCCUCGGUCCCAUGGUGGGCAUGAUGGUCUGCGACUUCUGGGUCAUUCGCGAUCGCAAGUUCAAGCUUUCUGACCUGUACACUCCAAACGAACAGUCCAUCUACUGGUACUAUCACGGAUUCAACUGGCGCGCUUACGCUUCUUGGCUCGUCGGGAUGGCGCCAGCGCUGCCUGGAUUCAUCAAUGCUGUCAACCCGUCCAUUCAUGUGCCCAAAGGCGCACAGGAGAUCUUCUACCUCGCAUACAUCGAGGGGUUUGCUUUGGCAUUCGUUGUGCAUUAUGUCCUGAACCGGCUAUUCCCAGUGCCGGGUCUUGGAGAGAUUGACACAGAAGAUCUGUUCGCGACAUUUACGGUGGAGGAGGCAAGGAAGUUGGGUGUGAUGCCUCAUCCCCGCUUGCUCGAGGGUGAAGCAUUAGAGAUCCAGGAUGGCGAGUGUGCGUCAUCAGAAGACGCUGUAGAGUCAAAGGCGGUUGUGAUUGGAGAGAAGUUGGUCGGUUGA
Messenger RNA from Fonsecaea multimorphosa CBS 102226, 1725 nucleotides. RefSeq lists its product as uncharacterized. The record is from RefSeq and is a predicted model, not a curated record. Gene Ontology annotation, cellular component: plasma membrane. The transcript is spliced from 2 exons. Bases 1 to 1725 code for a protein of 574 amino acids. NCBI's taxonomy places the organism in Eukaryota, Fungi, Ascomycota, Eurotiomycetes, Chaetothyriales, Herpotrichiellaceae. Gene Ontology annotation, biological process: nucleobase transport; transmembrane transport. Gene Ontology annotation, molecular function: nucleobase transmembrane transporter activity.